Molecule: messenger RNA, 6817 nt
Organism: Hypomesus transpacificus
Lineage: Eukaryota; Metazoa; Chordata; Actinopteri; Osmeriformes; Osmeridae
Product: cingulin-like
Exons: 2
Coding region: 16-5214 (1732 amino acids)
Source: RefSeq, a predicted model, not a curated record
GAGAUAGACAGGGCAAUGGGAGAAUUACACAUCAAAAAGAAUGAACUAGAACUAAGCUCUAUAGAGGUGAAUAAACAGAGAGAUGAGAUGUCAAAGGAAAAGAUCCAGGUGGAGCAAGACAAACAAAAUAUUCGAGGUAAAAAGGUUGAACUGGAACGGAUCAAGACUGAGUUACAAGAAAAGUCAGAGAAUCUAGAUCAACUCAUGGACAUGACAAAACGAGAAAAGGAGGGCCUUGAAGAGAUUUCUGGCCAGAUUCAGAAGGAAAGAGAGGAUAUUACAAAACAAAUGGAAGAUGUCAAGAAUAGAAUACUGGAUCUGGAGGCAAUGAAAGCUGAAGUUGAGUCAGAGAAACAAGGAAUUGAAGACAUCAAGAAGAUGCUGUCAGAUGAAAGAGUUGACCUGAAACAGAUGAAGAUUGAGUUGGAAAGCCAACACCUACACAUUGACAACACCAAGGGUAGGAUUAAUAUGGCAAUGGAUAAGUUGGAAGAGAGGAAGACUGAAAUGGAAAAAGAGAAAAAAGAAGCAGAAAAGCACAGGGCUGAAUUGAAAGAGGAAGAGCAAGACAUUAAGGAGAGUAUCAACAAGAUGAGAGACAACCUUGAGCAGAACACGGCUGAAAUACAACAACAGAGAGAUGAGGUAGACAGGGCAAUGGGAGAAUUAAACAUCAAAAAGAAUGAACUGGAACUAAGCUCUAUAGAGGUGAAUAAACAGAGAGAUGAGAUGUCAAAGGAAAAGAUCCAGGUGGAGCAAGACAAACAAAAUAUUCAAGGUGAAAAGGUUGAACUGGAACGGAUCAAGACUGAGUUACAAGAAAGGUCAGAGAAUCUAGAUCAACUCAUGGGAGAAUUACACAUCAAAAAGAAUGAACUAGAACUAAGCUCUAUAGAGGUGAAUAAACAGAGAGAUGAGAUGUCAAAUGAAAAGAUCCAGGUGGAGCAAGACAAACAAAAUAUUCGAGGUAAAAAGGUUGAACUGGAACGGAUCAAGACUGAGUUACAAGAAAAGUCAGAGAAUCUAGAUCAACUCAUGGACAUGACAAAACGAGAAAAGGAGGGCCUUGAAGAGAUUUCUGGCCAGAUUCAGAAGGAAAGAGAGGAUAUUACAAAACAAAUGGAAGAUGUCAAGAAUAGAACACUGGAUCUGGAGGCAAUGAAAGCUGAAGUUGAGUCAGAGAAACAAGGAAUUGAAGACAUCAAGAAGAUGCUGUCAGAUGAAAGAGAUGACCUGAAACAGAUGAAGAUUGAGUUGGAAAGCCAACACCUACACAUUGACAACACCAAGGGUAGGAUUAAUAUGGCAAUGGAUAAGUUGGAAGAGAGGAAGACUGAAAUGGAAAAAGAGAAAAAAGAAGCAGAAAAGCACAGGGCUGAAUUGAAAGAGGAAGAGCAAGACAUUAAGGAGAGUAUCAACAAGAUGAGAGACAACCUUGAGCAGAACACGGCUGAAAUACAACAACAGAGAGAUGAGGUAGACAGGGCAAUGGGAGAAUUAAACAUCAAAAAGAAUGAACUGGAACUAAGCUCUAUAGAGGUGAAUAAACAGAGAGAUGAGAUGUCAAAGGAAAAGAUCCAGGUGGAGCAAGACAAACAAAAUAUUCAAAGUGAAAAGGUUGAACUGGAACGGAUCAAGACUGAGUUACAAGAAAGGUCAGAGAAUCUAGAUCAACUCAUGGACAUGACAAAACGAGAAAAGGAGGGCCUUGAAGAGAUUUCUGGCCAGAUUCAGAAGGAAAGAGAGGAUAUUACAAAACAAAUGGAAGAUGUCAAGAAUAGAACACUGGAUCUGGAGGCAAUGAAAGCUGAAGUUGAGUCAGAGAAACAAGGAAUUGAAGACAUCAAGAAGAUGCUGUCAGAUGAAAGAGAUGACCUGAAACAGAUGAAGAUUGAGUUGGAAAGCCAACACCUACACAUUGACAACACCAAGGGUAGGAUUAAUAUGGCAAUGGAUAAGUUGGAAGAGAGGAAGACUGAAAUGGAAAAAGAGAAAAAAGAAGCAGAAAAGCACAGGGCUGAAUUGAAAGAGGAAGAGCAAGACAUUAAGGAGAGUAUCAACAAGAUGAGAGACAACCUUGAGCAGAACACGGCUGAAAUACAACAACAGAGAGAUGAGGUAGACAGGGCAAUGGGAGAAUUAAACAUCAAAAAGAAUGAACUGAAACUAAGCUCUAUAGAGGUGAAUAAACAGAGAGAUGAGAUGUCAAAGGAAAAGAUCCAGGUGGAGCAAGACAAACAAAAUAUUCAAGGUGAAAAGGUUGAACUGGAACGGAUCAAGACUGAGUUACAAGAAAGGUCAGAGAAUCUAGAUCAACUCAUGGACAUGACAAAACGAGAAAAGGAGGGCCUUGAAGAGAUUUCUGGCCAGAUUCAGAAGGAAAGAGAGGAUAUUACAAAACAAAUGGAAGAUGUCAAGAAUAGAACACUGGAUCUGGAGGCAAUGAAGGCUGAAGUUGAGUUACAGAAACAAGGAAUCGAAGACAUCAAGAAGAUUCUAUCAAACGGGAGAGAAGAGAUUGAACGAGUCAAGAUUGAGAUGGAAGCAGAAAAGAAAAAUAUAAAGAACCUGAACAGAAAAAUGAAAGAAGAUAUGAAUGUGCUGGAAGAGAGAAAGGCUGAAAUGGAAAUAGAGAAAAAAGAAGCAGAAAAGCACAUGGCUGAAUUGAAAGAGGAAGAGCAAGACAUUAAAGAGAGUAUCAACAAGAUGGAAGACAACCUUGAGCAGAUCACGGCUGAAAUACAACAAAAGAGAGAUAAAUUAGAAAUGACAAGGGGCGAACAAAAUAUCAAGAUUGAAUUAAAAGGAAGCACAUCAGAGAUGAAUAGACAGAGAGAUGAGUUGUCAAAUGAAAAGAGCAAGAUGGAACGAGACAAACAAAAUAUUCAAGAUGAAAAGGCUGAACUGGAACGGAUCAAGACUGAGUUACAAAAAAGUUCAGAAAAUCUAGAUCAACUCAUGGACAUGACAAAACGAGAAAAGGAGGGCCUUGAAGAGAUUUCUGGACAGAUUCUGAAGGAAAGAGAGGAUAUUACAAAACAAAUGGAAGAUGUCAAGAAUAGAACACAGGUUCUUGAGGCAAUGAAAGCUGAAGUUGAGUUAGAGAAACAAGGAAUCGAAGACAUCAAGAAGAUGAUAUCAAAUGGGAGAGAAGAGAUAGAACAAGUCAAGAUUGAGAUGGAUGCAGAACAGAAAAAUAUAAACAACCUGAACAGAAAAAUGAAAGAAGAUAUGAAUGUGCUGGAAGAGAGGAAGGCUGAAAUGGAAAAAGAGAAAAAAGAAGCAGAAAAGCACAUGGCUGAAUUGAAAGAGGAAGAGCAAGACAUUAAGGAGAGUAUCAACAAGAUGAGAGACAACCUUGAGCAGAACACGGCUGAAAUACAACAACAGAGAGAUGAGGUAGACAGGGCAAUGGGAGAAUUAAACAUCAAAAAGAAUGAACUGGAACUAAGCUCUAUAGAGGUGAAUAAACAGAGAGAUGAGAUGUCAAAGGAAAAGAUCCAGGUGGAGCAAGACAAACAAAAUAUUCAAGGUGAAAAGGUUGAACUGGAACUGAUCAAGACUGAGUUACAAGAAAGGUCAGAGAAUCUAGAUCAACUCAUGGACAUGACAAAACGAGAAAAGGAGGGCCUUGAAGAGAUUUCUGGCCAGAUUCAGAAGGAAAGAGAGGAUAUUACAAAACAAAUGGAACAUGUCAAGAAUAGAACACAGGUUCUUGAGGCAAUGCAAGCUGAAGUUGAGUCAGAGAAACAAGGAAUUGAAAACAUCAAGAAGAUGAUGUCAAAUGAAAGAGAUGACCUGAAACAGAUGAAGAUUGAGUUGGAAAGCCAACGCCUAGACAUUGACAACACCAAGGGUAGAAUUAGAAUGGCAAUGGAUGAGCUGGAAGAGAGGAAGACUGAAAUGGAAAAAGAGAAAAAAGAAGCAGAAAAGCACAUGGCUGAAUUGAAAGAGGAAGAGCAAGACAUUAAGGAGAGGAUCACCAAGAUGAGAGACAAUCUUGAGCAGAUCACGGCUGAAAUACAACAACAGAGAGUUGACGUAGAGAUGACCCUGGGAGAAUUAAACAUAAAAAAGAAUGAACUGGAAGCAAGCACUAUACAGUUGUAUACACUGAGAGAUGAGAUAUCAAGUGAAGAUUCGGAACUAGACAAACUACAUUUAGAAAAUCUAGAAAUUAUAAUAAAUAAACGAGGAGAUGAGCUGAAAUCUAUGAAGACCGAAAUACAAAAUCAACAAAUAGAGACAAAGGACUCAAAGGAACAGGUCGAUGCAGAAACACAAACCCAGGUGUUAGAGAUGGAGAACAUCAAAGCUGAGACACAAAUAGCCAAAGAGGAGCUGAAAAAGAGUGGAAGCAACACAUAUCUGGAAGAGGGAACAAGUCUACUUCAGGGGCAGAAGCUGAUGCUGGUGGAGACUGAGAAACAAAGGCAGCUUGGAGAUUCCACUCAAUCCACUGAACAGGAGGAACCUGCAUGGACAUCAACAACUGAGCAGGUGCUCCUAGACCAGAGGUCAGAGGAGACACUCUCAAAGAUAGAUCAUCUGAAGAACAUCUGGCUGGAGGCCAAAACUGAGAGGAAAGAGAUAGAGAGGAUGAAACAUCGAGUUCAGGAGAUGAGAGAACUCCUGGAAAGAAGACUGGAGGUGAUCCAAAAACACGAGCUGGUUCAGAGAGCACGACUACAAAGAGAGAAAGAGGAGCUGGAAAAGAUGGAGGCGGAGCUCAAAAGAAGUAACCAAACUCUGAACAGAGAAUGGGAUAGAGACAAGAGGAAACUCGAGGAGAAAGAUAAAGAACUGGAAAUGAUAAAGGCGGAGAUGCUAAAACAGAUUGAAAGACUCCAGGUCGGCAUGGAGAGCAAGUCACAAUCACAAUUAAUGACAGAUAUAGGUAUGCAAACUUCAGAGGAGGACCUUGGACAUGAGAGAUCAACCAAGAGAGUGAGAGAGGAGGAUCUAUCAGAGAUAAUUCUUCUCGAAAGAUCUUGGAGAGAAGAAACCACAGGGGACUUUGACAGAUCUAAUCUGGAGUUCAGAGGUCAAGGUCAUGCUGAGGGAGGAGCGUUGGGCACAAAGACUCAGGUGAGAUCAGGAGGAGCUCUGGAGGGAUUACCUGAGGUGCUUCGGAGGAUUUGGCGCCUCUGUUGUUGCUUCUGCUGCAGCCGCUGCUGUGGAGUAAGAGAAGAAGAGGAGGAUGAGAACUUGUGAUCGGAUCUCCAUACCUCACAAAUUGCUUCGUUUUAUAACAUUAUAAAUUAUUUAAUGUGCCGUAAUUAUUCACAAAAUAUGAUAGUGUGUAUAUAAGUGUGCAAUGUUUUCUGUGUUUAAGAAAAGUUCAAAGGUGAAGCAUUAACAAAUAAAAGUUAAGGCAUUAAAUAUAUAUAUUUACCUGUACUUUAAAAGGUGAGGGGAUGUGGCCUACUACUAGUAUUGACAAGCCACUAAAAGAUAAAAAAUAACUGAAGUUGCAGUAUAGAUUUUGAUAUAUAGAUUUUUUUCUUUAAUAAAGUUAUCAAGCCUAAAAACGUGCCUAACCUUGUCUCAUUUCUUUCUUUAAUACAUUUGGACAAUAGCAUAUUCAUGUUUGAGGACAAAACUAUUAACAUGCCAAAGUCGAAAUCAGGUAACCACACAAAAAAAAACUUUAGUCUGAAGUUGACAGUUAUUUGUAUCAUUUAUUCAACAUACAGGUGUCUUGGGAAAUAAAAUAAACAAUAAGGACCGAUAAGAGUCCUCCUCAAAAUGUUUUGCUUGUAGUAUGAACCGACACAAAGCGGAUGAGAUGACAAACAUGAUGAGAACUGUAAAAAUUCAACCAUUGACAAAUUACAACUCAGGAGAACAUGCGCGAGACUCCAACCGUUCUGAACAACAGUGUUGAAACCAAAAGAUAACAGAAGAUUGGAAAAAGACUGUAAAAACAGAGCGAUGGGAGAGAAAUAAAAGAGAAAUCAACCCAUAUUGAAAUACACGCCUACAACAGAAAGAUCACACCAAUACAACUAACCAAAACUUAGCAGAAUUAAUAAAAACUCAAGAUUAUGAGAAGUUGCAGUAGCAAGGGGGGGAAAGUAUUAAGAGAGACAUUCAUUAAAUAGCAAAUAACAAUCAAUACAGAAUCUUUUUCUCCUGUCCACAAUUUCAAAUUAGAUUUUGGUAGUACAGAACAUGUAAUAAUGAGGAUGGUAAAACAUUCACAAAAGGAAAAUACAGAACACCUGAUUUGAGCACACCUACUCCUCUGUGCAUUAAUCCUGCUCCCAAGGAUUUAUAUGAUCAAUAUUAAUUACUUUUAAAAAUUACCCUUUAGUUAAUAACAGGAACAGCUUAACGCCAAAGCCUUCCCUGUGUUAAGCCUUUUUUAUCAGGCAAAUUACAAUAGUGCUGGGUAAAGAUGUUCUCUGACCUUCAGAAUGCCAGUAAAUCAGUUGUCAAGUGAAUAAUUUACUUCCUGACAAGAAUGUUUCCUAUCACCAUGAGGAUCUAGAACUGACUUGUAUAAAACGAUAGGGAAAGAGAAAUGACUGACUGGUGAAAAGUUAAAAGGAGAUGGCUGGGAAGAACAGUUAAAUGAGUCAUGAGUGUGUCUUCUGGAACUGGCCCCAUCUGGAUUGAAACAUCACUGAUGCUGUGAGAUAAAGUGUAUUUGUCUGUAGAAUUAGCUAAAAACCUUUUUUAUACAAAUCAAGUAUAGCGUAAUACAGAUGGGGAUUUUUAUGCUACUGUUUAAAUACCUUUAAUAAACAAUAACAUAGUGAUUUCUACCUAAUUUAAAUAAAACGUAAUUUUCCUAGGGCAAAAAAAAAAACAA